Molecule: messenger RNA, 672 nt
Organism: Papilio machaon (common yellow swallowtail)
Lineage: Eukaryota; Metazoa; Arthropoda; Insecta; Lepidoptera; Papilionidae
Exons: 3
Coding region: 58-567 (169 amino acids)
Cellular component (GO): cytosol; membrane
Source: RefSeq, a predicted model, not a curated record
UGCAUCGCUUCGCUUGCGAAGAAUAGGUUAAACAAACGGGUGUGUAGAUUUCUGCCAAUGUGUUACAACAUGUUAGUGAAUGGAACAAACUUUGGAUAUUCUCUUACUCACAGGUUACUUUGGCUGAUACAAGCUCAUCGCGGACGAGGUUGCAGAAUAUUUUCCACAAGAGAAGACAAGGAACUGAUCGAUAUGUUCUGCACAAAGAUAUUUCGUGAAGCGAAUUACAUAGCAGCGAACAACUUUAAAAUACUAGACUUGCUGUUAGAGCAAAUGACUUACUGUUCCCUGGCCGGUUACCCGGACACUAUACGCCGUUCGUGGAUAUCAAAAGCGUUGAAGCAUCAGACAUCACUCGGUUGUUUCUCAUACAAAUUACCCGCGCGGGCACCACCGCCGAAAUAUUCAUCGGAGACUGAUGAUACUAAGUGGGUAUUUUUAUAUAAUUCAGCACACAUGUUGGGUGGAUACUGUCACCGUGGUCUGACCGCACUCACUGGCGCAGCAAUAUCUGGCGCAGUUAGAUUUGUAUUGGAGCGAGUGUAUUCGCGUAAUGAUAAUAAUUGAUGAGAACCUUUCAUAUUGUAAGUUUCCACUGCCUGUAAAUAACAUAUUGUCAACAUCACAAACUACUUAAAACAUGUUGUUGUACAUGUUUUGGCAGUGAGUACA